AUGACCUCAACACUAGUGAAUACUGCUUGUCGACGCGCUCCGUCUUACGUUAAUGCAUUUAAUCGUUCGAUCAUUUAUCGGACUGCAGCGACUGCGCCAUUAGCUUCUGCUCCCGUGACACCUGAAUCCUUAAUCAAGGAACAACGACCGCAGUCGAAGGAAAGCAAAGAACAUCAGCAGACGAAGAAGGAACGACUUUCACCAGCAUCAAGUAAAGAUGAAAAAGUCGAUAAACAACCAAGAACGUCGAACUCGUUCGUACUGAAUCUAUUCCGUGGUCAAUUUCAUCCCAACGAAGUUUUCCCAUAUCCAAAUGUGCUCAAUGAAGAACAACGAGACAAUGUGAAAAUGCUCAUUGAUCCCAUCUGGAAAUUUUUCGAAGAAAAAAAUGAUCCAGCUAAAAACGAUCAACAAGAACAAAUUUCAGAAGAUGUUAUGAACGGUUUAAAGGAGCAAGGCGCAUUCGGUAUUCAAGUACCCGUGGAAUUCGGUGGACUUGGUUUAACAAAUACACAAGCAGCUCGUCUCUUCGAAGUAGUUAGCGCUCAUGAUUUAGCAAUUUCAAUUUGCACCGGUGCACAUCAGUCGAUUGGUUUCAAAGGUAUUCUUCUCUUCGGCACCGACGAACAGAAGCAGAAAUAUCUACCGAAAUUAGCAUCGGGAGAACAGCUUGCUGCCUUCGCUCUCACUGAACCAUCGGCUGGCAGUGACGCAGCUUCAAUUAAAACAAAAGCUGAACUAUCACCUGACGGUAAACAUUAUAUUUUGAACGGUUCAAAGAUCUGGAUAUCGAAUGGUGGUCUCGCCGAAGUAUUCACGGUCUUUGCCCAAACACCCAGCAUCGAUGAGAAAACAGGUCAAGCACGCAAUAAAAUGACCGCGUUUAUCGUCGAAAGAAAAUUCGGUGGACUUACACAUGGCCCACCCGAGAAAAAGAUGGGUAUUAAAGCAUCGAAUACAGCGGAAGUGUAUUUCGAAGAUUGUAAAGUUCCCGUGGAAAAUGUACUCGGUGGUGUCGGUAAUGGAUUUAAAGUAGCCAUGAAUAUUUUAAAUAAUGGUCGAUUUGGCAUGGUUGCUGGUUUAUCUGGAACCAUGAAAAUGGCGAUACGUAAAUCAAUUGACUUCGCUAAAAAUCGUCGUCAAUUCGGUCGCACUAUCGAUACUUACGGCAAUGUCCAAGAGAAACUUGUUCGUAUGGCAAUGCGACAAUAUGUUACUGAAAGUUUGGCAUUUCUCUUAGCACAAAACAUGGACCGAGGAAUUCCUGAAUAUCAGUGCGAAGCAGCUAUUGGAAAAAUUUUCGCAUCUGAAUCAGCAUGGUUUGUGCUCGAUGAAGCUAUUCAAAUUCAUGGUGGUAUGGGCUUUAUGAAAGCUACUGGACUUGAGCGUGUCAUGCGAGAUUUACGCAUCUUCCGUAUCUUCGAAGGUGCAAAUGAUAUUCUUCGUUUAUUCGUUGCACUCACUGGUUUACAAUAUGUUGGUUUACACCUUCGUGAAUUACAAAAAGCAGUAAAAAACUUCAAUUUCAAUGUCAUUAUGGGUGAAAGUUCGAAACGUUUACGACGCGGUAUAGGAAUGUCGGCAGGUCCAAAUAUUAAUGAACAUGUUCAUUCAUCACUGCAAUCAUCGGGUUUACUCUUAUCGAAAUCGGUUGAUCGUUUUGGUGCGAUGAUCGAACAAGUUCUUCUUAAACACGGCAAAACAAUUCGUGAUGAACAGUUCAUUGUCUAUCGUAUCGGAGAUAUUACUAUCGACUUGUAUGCUAUGGCAGCAAGUUUAUCACGUUGCUCACAAUCAUUUCGCAACCAAGUGCCUUCUGCUGUACAUGAAUCGAAUCUAGUUCGAAUUUGGUGCGAAGAAGCUUACGAUCGAAUCAAUAAUAAUAUUAAUCUCAUUCAAAGUUCGGCCUUCCUUCAACGAUCGAGAUUAAUGAGCGAAUUAGCCAAAGAAAUAGUCGACAAAGAAGCAACGAUACCAGUGCAUCCAUUGGGCUUUUAA
Messenger RNA from Adineta ricciae, 1998 nucleotides. The record is from the annotation of a GenBank genome assembly. Lineage: Eukaryota; Metazoa; Rotifera; Eurotatoria; Adinetida; Adinetidae.